AACUAAAAAAUUAAUAUAUAUGUCCGAAGACGAAAAUAAAUUAUCUAAUAUUCGCAAUAUUGGUAUCAUGGCUCACAUUGAUGCUGGUAAAACUACUACUACCGAACGAAUACUUUACCAUUGUAAAAAAAUCUGGAAAAUGGGUGAAGUCCAUGACAAGGAAGAACACCAAAUAAACAUUAUUGACACUCCCGGACAUGUUGACUUUACUGCCGAAGUGGAAAGAUCUUUGCGAGUUUUGGAUGGGGGAAUAGUCGUAAUGGAUGGCAAAAAAGGAGUGGAAGCUCAAACUGAAACUGUUUGGCGUCAAGCUAAAAAAUAUAAUGUUCCUCGGAUAAUUUUCAUUAAUAAAAUGGAUGGAGUAGAAAAUGAGGAAAAAUUUGUCGAUAACUUAAAAAGUAUUCGGGAGAAACUUGGAGUUGAACCACUACCGAUUCAGUUUCCGAUUGGUGCUGGUCGGGAAUUAAAAGGAAUAGUAGACAUAAUCGAGCAAAAAGCUUAUUAUUAUCACCAGUUAGGUGAUAAGGAAAAAGCCAAGGAAGAGGAGUAUCAAGUAAAAGAAAUUCCUUCCCACUUAGUAGAAAGAACUAAAAAAUAUCGGCAUGAAUUAGUAGAAAAAAUAGGAAAAGUAAUUGAACAAAAUGAGGAGUUGCUUUUAAAACAUUUAGAGGGUCAUGAAUUAUCGGUCGAGGAAAUCAAAAAAAUGCUGCGCCAAGCCACUUUAACCGGUGAAUAUUUUCCAGUAUUUUGUGGUUCGGCUUAUAAACAUGUAGGAGUGAAGUUACUUUUAGAUGGAGUGGUAGACUAUUUACCUUCUCCAUUAGAUGUAGGCGAAAUACCUACUUUCUCACUCCUAGAUAAAAAUAAAGAAGGAUCGAUUAACUGCAACAGUCCCUUACCUUAUUUAGCUCUGGUUUUUAAAAUUGUAUUCGAUGACCGCAAUCAGAGAGUAACCUUUAUUCGGGUUUAUGCAGGAAAGAUUUCAGCCGGCUCCCAAAUCUAUAAUGUUAAUCAAGGAAAAGAGGAAAGGAUAAGAAGUCUGGUUCGAAUGCAUGCUAACAUCAAAGAAGGAAUUGAAAAAGUGGAAGCUGGUGAUAUUGCAGCCAUAAUCGGAUUAGAAUACGCUAUUACCGGUGACACUUUUGGGGAUAGAAAGAAUCCUUUACUACUAGAAGCCAUUGAUUUUGCUGAGCCAGUGAUUUCCCAAGCCAUUGAACCAAGGACAAACAAAGACAAGGAUAAAUUAAGGGAUGCCUUAGAAAAUUUAAAAGUUCAAGACCCCAGUUUUAAAUAUCGAAUGGAUCGCGAGACUGGGCAAAUGAUUAUUGCCGGUAUGGGAGAACUUCAUUUAGAAGUUUCGGUAGAAAGAUUACGAAAAGAAUAUAAACUGGAUAUUGAAAGUAAACAGCAAAAAGUAUCUUAUCGGGAAACAAUUACCAAAAAACUAGCAAACAUAGAAGGAUGA
Messenger RNA from Funneliformis geosporum, 1465 nucleotides. Lineage: Eukaryota; Fungi; Glomeromycota; Glomeromycetes; Glomerales; Glomeraceae. The record is from the annotation of a GenBank genome assembly.